AUGAUGCCUCCCCUUUCUGUUCUCAUAUCCCUGAGUUUGGCUACGAUCGCCCUACCUGCCAUUGCAUCGCCGUUGCAUGAUUCGCUUGUUCGAUCCGGUGCCCACAAAAAGGGCGAAUGCGGCCCUGUGGCUCAGUACUAUAACCCUACGCCGGAAAAGUGGGAUGCAGCCAAUACCGAUGCCUGGCUAAACCAUUGGUGGACUAUUAUGGCCCAGAAGCGGACCAGCAACCACAAUGGCUUUGCUGGUGCCUUCGGUGAGUAUGCCAUAGGCCAGCCGGACUGGUCCUGCAAGGAUGACGGAAAUAAUGGCAACUGCGAUGUGAAUGUUUGUGGGAAUCCGAAAAUAAAUAGCCUUGGAAACAGUACCCAGCAGGCAUUCUACGUUUUGGAGUCUAUCAACCAACUGAAUGGGUUCUUCGAAGGUCUGGACGAGACUUUCGAUAUUGCCGCUAUUGUUGCCGCCCUAGACAACGAUGAGAUUGUCCAGAAUUUCUGGUGGGAUGAAGGCUAUUGGAACGCCCUUAUCUUGAAGGAAAUGUUCAACAUGAUUGGAACCCUCUUUGGGGUUGCUGCUGCUGGGUUGGGAUCCGAAGUCCUUGGAGUAGCUGCCACAAUGGUAGCUGGUGCUGGAGGUGCUGCUAAUAUUGCUAUUUCCCCACAGGACUCUACCGAUAUAACCAACGCGGAACUCGGUCAUACCAUGGCUCAAGCUGUGUCAAACGCCAAGAGUGCAUUUAUAGAUAUCAAUAAUGCCCUCAUGCGUGGUGAUAACUACCAAGGCACUGGUGACAUUCGAAAGUAUCUCCAGAAAGGUGCGUGGGUGAACUACCCGGGUCUGUCAAAAGAUGCAGCCAAAAAUAGCAUGAUCUCUAUGCUUCAGUCCAUGAUGAUCAACUCCCUUUGGCGUAUGCAGCGGGUCUUCAUCCUCGGUGGCGCUUCUUGUGACGAGAAUCAGGGCAUUGGCAACGGCCCGAAGAGCAACCAGGGAGAGAACUACAUCUGUGACGACCAAAAUCGUGCCUGGUACUUAUAUUAUUGGCAAGACAAGCCAGGACCCUUCUCUGACAAGGCAUGGGGCUGGGUUGCUCGGCCUUGGGGCUCCGACAGGAUGGGCAAGUCACCGCUCUGGGAGCAAGAGGGUAACUCAGGUCCUUUCUGGAAAGAUCUCGAUCCCCUAGACGCUAUCAAGUCCUCCGUCAAAUCGUAUGAAGCUGCUGGAAACAAUUACAACCCUCAUACUUUCACUUCUCGAAUGGGCAAGAUAUUCGCCUCUGGCUCGAAUGCCUUCAAAGACGGCGCAAGCAUGGAAGGCCUCUGGACUAUACCCGUCUGCGACAUCAGCGCGACCGUUAAUAACUACCCCUAUGCUCAGAAGGAGUAUAUACUCCAACCUUACGGAUAUGACAAUCGUCCUGUCUGGUGUGGCCCCAUCUGUGGUGGGAACAAGAACAUGACAGCCGACUUCUACAAGAAGGCCAAUUUCAAAGGGGACAUGAAAAAGCCAUUUCUCUAUAGCUGUGCGGAAAACGGUAGGACCUGGAACUGGCUCACUGGACAUGACAGUGGCUAA
Penicillium riverlandense is the source of this 1572-nucleotide messenger RNA. RefSeq lists its product as uncharacterized. The transcript has 3 exons. Lineage: Eukaryota; Fungi; Ascomycota; Eurotiomycetes; Eurotiales; Aspergillaceae. The coding region runs from base 1 to 1572 and encodes 523 amino acids. The record is from RefSeq and is a predicted model, not a curated record.